Molecule: messenger RNA, 5796 nt
Organism: Gopherus flavomarginatus (Mexican gopher tortoise)
Lineage: Eukaryota; Metazoa; Chordata; Testudines; Testudinidae
Gene: ATOSB
Product: atos homolog B
Exons: 11
Coding region: 612-2552 (646 amino acids)
Source: RefSeq, a predicted model, not a curated record
CCGGAAGCUGCUGAGGGAUCAUCUCAGAGGCGGACGGUAGUUGGCGUCGCGGUAGCGGAGCCGGGACUCGGGUUUAGGUUUGAUCUGAUUCCCUUGAGCGGAGGCUGCAGGUGCCAUAUCUGACGUACUGGUGGGAUUGUGAGUGUGCAGCCGUUGCUGCAGCGGCUGGAGCGAUGCUGCGUGGAGUCUGUCUGCUGCUGCCCUGCAGUCCAGCCUAGCCCAUGGAGGGUGCCUUGGAGCAGUGCUGCUGAACAGGCCCGAGAGCCAGCCAGCCUCCUGCGGUGAUUUGGAGGCAGAUCCCGACACCCGUGAUGGUGGGAGCCAUUCCUCGGCAGCCGCGCCGCUUCUGGGGGGUGCCUGGAUGGCAGGUGUCUCCAGCUAGCUGUGCCAAGGACCGUCUGCUGCUGGGGCAGAACAGCUGCUCGGCGAGGGGUGGGUGAUGCGGCGCUGCAGUGCACUCUGUAGCGGAGGGCUUGUCCGGAGGGAAGGGGUCUGACACACCACCCCCUUUCCUCAGCCCUGUGACCUCGUGACACCGUACACCCCUUCCCUGCCGCUUUAUGGGCUGUUUCGUCUUUGGCUCUGGUUGGGGUCCAGCCCGCUAAGGCUCCAUGCGACACAUCCAUGCUGAGGCGUCCCUCCCCCAGGAGCAUGGCACGGACUCGGGCCUGUCCCGGCCAGGCGGCCAGGCGGCCUUGGAGCCCGCCCCAGAGCACUGCCCCCGCCGCAGCAUCGUGAUGGGCUACAACAAGACAGAGAUCAAGCGCCAGAAGGUUUACCAAGUCUCCAUCUUCUCCCACCUUUCCAGCUCCUCUGAGCCGGCAGUCCAGAGAGCUGGGGGUGGGCGGCAGGCCAUCAAGAGAGGGUACCCAGAGCAGUGGGCUCCGGAGGCUGGGCGGGAUCCCAAGCGAACACACUGGGGAAGCCCGGGGGCUGAGGCCAGGCAGGACGGGGUCCCUGGGGAGCUACACCCUGGCCAGGACUCCCCAGACGAUGACGCCGUGGAGGACGGGCUGCUGGUGGAGGAGCUGUCCCUUUGCGGCUCAGCCCAGCACUUCUCCCACAGCGGCCUGCGAGUGGUGGAGCACCGAUGUGAAGGCAGCCCUGGCCGGGCGGGGGCCCGGGAGGGCAGCCCCAGGGCCUGCAGAGAGGACAGAUCGUGGGAGGCUGCCUCCUCUUGGCCACAGCACACAGCUUGCAGCACUUUGCACAUGAGAGACAGUUCACCUGCCCAGCUUGGGGAUGGCCCCUUGGCGAGUCCCAGAGCCUGUGGCUCAUUGGGGGGCAGGGAGCUCCCCCGGCUGGCUGGAGCCAGGGAGCAGCCUGUGGAGGGAAACGGGGCCCAGAGGGAGGAAAGGGCUAGCAGCCAAAAUAUACUUGACAUUGAUUUGCACAAUAUUGCACAAAAAUCCUGGACAACCUCGGGUGGGAGGGGGGAGGAGCAGCCAGGGGGCAGCCCCGCCCACAGCAACGGGGCUGGUGGAGAAGAGGAGCAGCUGACUGGGUACAAGGAGCCCAGCACCCCACGGAUGGCCCCGGACUCUGAGAGCAACGGCCUGGGCUCCCUGGAGAAGACGCCCUGUGUGGGCAGCAGGCUCCUCGGGGCCGGCGGGGGCAACUGCGCGGCUAAGAGGAAGCUGCUGCCCUCGGGCGAAGGCGUGGCAGACUCGUGUUCAGAAGAUGAGAGUGUGGUGCCGGUGAGGAAGAAGAGGCCCCCCCUGUGCCACCCCAUCCUGACCGCCUGCCGCAGCACCGAUGCCAAGGGUGCCCCCUUCUGGAACCACCUGCUUCCAGGAGCCAAGAGUUCAGCAGGUGGCACUGCGGUGGGGCGAAGGCUAAAGAGUGGGCUGCACCUGAAAUCGAGACAUCUCCGCAGCAGCCUCCGGAAGGGGCCUGUGGGCACCCGGCCCUCUGCAGCUGCCUGGGCCACCACCUCCUUCAGCCAUGCUCUGCUGGGCAACUUUGAGGAGUCCAUCCUGAAGGGGCGCUUCGCCCCGUCAGGCAGGAUUGAAGGGUUCACUGCGGAGCUCGGGGCCAGCGGCUCGUACUGCCCCCAACACGCCACCUUACCCGUUGAUGUGACCUAUUUCGACAUCUCGGAACACAGCGCGCCCUCGCCUUUCCUGGGAGUGAUAGACUUGGAGGCCUUGGGAAAGAAGGGGUACAGUGUCCCCAAAGCUGGAACCAUCCAAGUGACCUUAUUUAACCCUAACAAAACUGUGGUGAAGAUGUUCCUGGUGACGUACGAUUUCCAGGACAUGCCGGCCAACCACAUGACCUUUCUGCGUCAUCGCAUCUUCCUGGUGCCUGUGGGCGAGGAGGGGCCUGGCGAGACACCCAGCGACCCAGCCUGUGCCAGCCCGCCCAGGAGGGUCCUCUGCUACCUGAUGCACCUGAGGUUUCACAGCUCCAAGUCGGGGAAGAUCUACCUUCAUGACGACAUCCGCCUGCUCUUCUCCCGCAAGUCGAUCGAGGUCGACUCGGGGAUCCCCUACGAACUGAAAUCCUUCACAGAGAUGCCAAGGAACCCCUGCUACUCACCCCGGGGCUGAGCAUGGGGAGCCCCAUGCCCCCCUCUCCACCCUCACCCCUGCACUUCGUAAACAAGUAAAGGGCAAGAGAGCGGAGCUGUCUCCUCCCCCAGAGGUAUCAGCCCCCACCAAGCUGUGGGGUGGUGAGGCACAGACAUACCCCUCCCUUGACAGCAGCUUCGCGCCUGUGCCAGAGAGUGAGCAUGGCAGGCAUAGGGGGGAUGGGAUCAUGGAGAUGGCUGCAUGGUGUGAGCAGGAGCUGGCACGCUGGCUCCUGUGCUCCCAUCGAGUCAGAGACGCUCCUAGGCCUCUGGCUGCACAGCUCCAGGCCAUGCCCUUCAAGGGAGGCUCGGGGGCCCCCGGCUUGUGGCACUCGGCUCGGACGGAGCUGAGCUGGCUCCCUGGCUGUGGGGAGGGUUGGAGCAGAUGGCAGCUCUCGGAGCGGGAGGUACUGUAUUUAUUAGUAUUUAUUGUUGGUGGGGAGCCAGGAUGGAGAGUCCACGAUGUGGCUCGUAACCCAGCCUUGAUCACAAGUGCAGCGAGUCCGAUGGGCUCUGCUCUUGGUGCCCUUUGCAUGUUGCACGACCAGCUGCGCAGCCCAGCAAGACAGCAGGAGCUGAGCAAGAGACGUGCAGGACUGGACUGGCAGGGGAGACUGAGUCAAGAUUGAGGGGUAUCAACAGAACUAGUUGGUGGGACUGGGGCUGUAGGUUGGGAUUGAGGGGCACUGGCAGGGCAGUGGGGAGCCCAGGGCUGCAGGUUGGGAGGGAGGGGCACUGGCAGAGCGGGUGAGGGGGAGCCUAGGGUUGGGCUAGCAGGGGGCUGCGGGUUGGGAUUGAGGGGCACUGGCAGGGUUAGGGGGGAGCCCAGGGCUGGGCAAGCAGGGGGCUGCAGGUUGGAAGUGAGGGGCACUGGCAGGGUUGGAGGGAGCCCAGGACUGGGCUAGCAGGAGGCUGUGGGUUGGGACUGAGGGGCACUGGCAGAGCUGGGAGGGGGCAGGGCUGGGCAAGCAGGGGGCUGUGGGUUGGGAGUCAGGGGCACUGGCAGGGUUAGGGGGGAGCCCAGGGCUGGGCUAGCAGAGGGCUGUGGGUUGGGAGUGAGGGGCACUGGCAGGGCUGGACGUGCAGGGCCUGUGGGCUGAGCCUGAGGGGUGUUGGCAGAGCUGUCGGAGGGAGGGGGCUCUGCUCUUGCCCUCACUAUCCCUAGUGCUCUCUACAGAAGCCCGAGCCCCACCCGAGGGAACCGGAGGGCUGGCAAGUGCCCCCGCACAUGGCCCGGAGGAAAGGCCUCGUGUGGCCUGCUGGGCUCUGUCUCCCCAGGGAUUGGGCCCUUGUUCUGGGAGUUGGGGGAGCCUCUGUUCCUGCUCCCCUCCCCCUGGGGCAAGUCCAGCCCCUGGGGUGUCCCUGGAUAGCAGGGAAGUAGUUGCUGGCUGCAGCCCUGGGGGAGAAGGGAUCUGUACUGGGGCCUCUCCCUGGCCACCCCUGUUCAACAUCCAUGUGAGCUGGGCUGAGCUGUGUCUGUUGUCAUGGUUAUUGCUACAGGAGACUUCUCAAAGGAAGCCCAAGCCCCCGUGAGAGGGGAAGGGGCUCGCCCCCCCACCCCUCCAGAGCAGGGCUGUGGGGCACCCAGGGUUUCUGUGUCUGCUGCAGAUUGGAGUGGCAGUGGUCUGGAGCCCGCGGCCUCACUAACCAGGCUGCGCUGCGGCAGGGUUCGGGGGUAAUAGAUCCCCCUGCCCAGCUGGAGCUGGUGGGAGAUGUGGCUGUCUCUGAGGAUGCAGGAAAACCAAACCCUCCAGCUGCAGCAGAGAGCUCCUGUGCUCAGCCUGGCCCCCAGGCCUGGGCAGGGGCUGAGUGAGGCCAAGUGAGGCCUUGCAAGUGAGAAGGGGAAGCCAGAGGGUGCAUGUGGUCACUCGCUGACAGCAUGUCUGGUAUGAUGGGUUACAGGAGGGGGAUCCUAGGGGCCGGGCUAACCCCGUAGCUCGCUGCCUGAGAGCAGACACAGUGCUGGCCUCCCAAGGCCCCAAGUGACUGUAAUUACCCCAUCUCCUGCUGUGGGAGAUGGUCCAGUACCUGCCUUGGCUCACCCUGGGCUCCUCUCUCCUGCCCGUGGAGGGUUGAGUGAGCUCUGCCUGAGUCACCCCAGCCCGGCUGACCCUUCCAGACCCAGGAGCUGAGCCCUCCAGGGGGAAUCUGACAUGUCCCUCAGCUCCUCGGCUGGGAAAGAGCCGCUGCCUGCCUUGCUUGGGACUCAGGGCAGGUGACUGGAAGUGGCUGCACUGCGGGAUUGGAUGGCAGGAGAUGGGUAGGGGGCAAUGGCUCCAGCCCUGUGACCUAGCAAACUUGGGGAGAAAAGAAUGGAAACAGGAGGCUAGGGGGUGAACACAGGGCUCGAUGUUUGGGGCAGUCACAGGAAUGGGAUUUAGGGUUGCUUGGAGCAAUAUCUCCCCAGCCUGGAAGAACCAUGCAGAGAAUGUUAUGGAGCCUGCCCUGGCCCCAGAUGUGAGGGAUGUCGGGGUGCGGAGGAGGUGGCCAGAGAAAUGGGGAGUCCUUGGUGCUCUCCCUUGCCCGGGAGUUGGGCUUGCAAGAGUCUGGCCUGAGGGGCCUGGAAUCAGGGGCGGGUAUAAAUACGGCCCUCCCUGUGACCCAGUUAAACUAGGACCCCUCAGGAGGGAGUGGAAAGACCUCCUGCACACACCUCCCCCAGCAGGCCGAAGCAUGAAGUGUCGCAUGCCAGGCCCCAGGCGAAAAUCCUGCAGAGCACAGCUGCUCCUUCCCUAUUGCGUAUCAAGGGUGGCAGGAGUGGGGACUACAGUUCCCAGCAGGCCAUGCACCAUCUCCAGCUGAGCAGCUCUUCCCACAGCUGGUGGGGUGGGGAGCGCUAUUUUAAAUGUAACUUUUAGCAGCAGGCCUUUGUGCAGAGCCUGUGUCGCAGGCGGGGCGCUGGGGGUCCAGCCCCAUCUCUCCAUUUCAAAGGAGGCUGUCAGGCCCCUGAGGGAGUGAGUGACUCCAGCCCAGCUACCUCAGGUUAGAGCUGCUGCUUUGUACAUUUCACUGGGAGGCUCCGUCGUCCCCUCCCCCGUGGCCCCUGUAGCUGCUGGGGUGCGCACGGUCCCUCAGCACUGUUGUUCACACAACCUUGCCUCCUGCUCCAGAAACGAGUUGGGGGAACAAACACUCACAAAAACUUGAAAAAAAAAAAAAGAGAAGAAAUAUAGUACGUGGUACUUCUCCUUUGUAAUUUAAUAAAUGUUUGUUUGGAAACUGAA